AUGAAUUGGGCGUCUAACAGAAUACUAUCACAUAGGAACCCUUCCUGGAUUCUCCUAGUUUACUGCAAAUAG
Messenger RNA from Spirodela intermedia, 72 nucleotides. The record is from the annotation of a GenBank genome assembly. NCBI's taxonomy places the organism in Eukaryota, Viridiplantae, Streptophyta, Magnoliopsida, Alismatales, Araceae.